Heterostelium album PN500 is the source of this 1014-nucleotide messenger RNA. RefSeq lists its product as uncharacterized. The record is from RefSeq and is a predicted model, not a curated record. The transcript is spliced from 4 exons. Bases 1 to 1014 code for a protein of 337 amino acids. Lineage: Eukaryota; Evosea; Eumycetozoa; Acytosteliales; Acytosteliaceae.
AUGAGUAAUAAAGUAAAUAUAAUAUCACCAAGUGAUGUUGGUUUUAAACUAUUUAAAGAUGUGUUUACAGGUAUAGAAUGGAAUGAUAAUGUCAAUAGCAAUGUUUAUCAUAUCGAUACAAAGUACUAUAGUUGUGAUGUAAAUUUAAAGACAAUCGAGAUUUCAGAUGGUUCAUUGUCCAACUCUGUUAAGGAACCAUGUCAUUUAAUUGUUUUACUAUUUGAUCAAUCAAAUGAGAAAUCAUUCAAAGCAAUUCAGAGUAUUGUAACAAAGAUUGUUGAGCAAUCAGAUGGUAAUGAAUCUAUCAUUUUAAUGGAGGUUUCAAAUGCAACUGAAGACUCAUCAUCAAUCAAAGUUGACAAUAACACCAUUGAAGAAUGGUGUAUCGAGAAUGCAAUCGAAUUACUCUUUUUAAAUCAAAUUAAACAUAGAGCAUAUGAAUCACAAAAAGAUAAUGAUGAAGAUCAAAGAAUAAAAUAUGGAAUCGAUAGAUUUAAAGAGAUUUUAGAAACAACCAUGUGGGAUCAAAUGGAAUAUAAAACAAGUAAUAGACCUACAGGUUCUUUAAAUGAUGACGAUGAAGAUGAGGAAAAUCAAGAUGAAGACGAGGAGGAUCAAUUGGAAAAAGAUAUAAAGACAAUCAAUAAUUUAGCAUCAACUGUAGCAGCUACACAUAUUAGCAAAGAUGAACAGGAAUAUUCAAAGUUUUUAAAUGAAUCACUAAAGUCGAUCGAGCAUUUCUUUGGCAAAGGAAUUGCAGUACCACCAACUACAACAUCGACAACUGAUGCUGUAGAGGAAGAAGAUAUGAAGAAAUUGAAUGAUGAAUUCGAUCAGGUUGCUUUGUUUGAGAGUACAUUACUUCAACUAAAGAAUGUCAGAGAGCAAAUGAAGAAUCUACCUGAUGAUAAGAGACGUGAUAUGGCUGCACAAGUAGCAAUGAUGUUUGCAUCAAAACUUGGUGGAGAAGACGGUGAUGAAGAUGAAGAUUUCGAUCCAACUGAUUUAGAUUAA